Messenger RNA from Paramuricea clavata, 669 nucleotides. The record is from the annotation of a GenBank genome assembly. Lineage: Eukaryota; Metazoa; Cnidaria; Anthozoa; Malacalcyonacea; Plexauridae.
AUGGUAGCAAUUCCAGGAUUCCUCUCGUCAAUUCUGGGAUUUCUCUCGUCAGUUUUUGGCAUAUUCCAACGUCGGCAACAACAGUCGGCCAGCGAACAACAUUUAGAUGAUGUCGGAGCGAUUAUGGACGACAAUUACUACAAAAGAGAUAUCGUAAUCGCGGGGAAAAAGUUGAGCUUAUCACCUUAUCCUCGUGAGCAGAUCAACGCUGUACGAGAUAUCGGCCAUAUCGCAUGGCUGGGCGGUCCUGCUGUUGCUAAAUUUGCCUCGAGUCAUUUAAUGGAGUUCUGUCGAAUCCUCCUAGACGACGAUGAACCAGUUGAACUUAAAAAGCAAACUUUGUACUCGAUUAUUGAAGUGUGUGUCGGAACCAAGGAGAAUCAAGAGAAAGCACGCUGGAAUGGGUUAUUAGAGACAUUGUACACCCUUCUGGAUUGUCGCGUGUUCGCUUUACGUCGCGGCGCAACUGCUUGCUUGGCUGUACUCGUGGACGGGAAUUAUACAAAUCAUGUCGCUGUUCUUGAUAUGAAGAAUAUGAAGGAGAAAUUGCUUAAGAUCUUACAGGAUGAUUGGCGCGCAUGGAAACGCAACGAGGCCGCGCGUUUGAUAGUAAUGUUAGGACUGAACAGGGUCGAUGAGAAUGGUACCACCAGUAGCGGGAAAGUUUAA